Molecule: messenger RNA, 7444 nt
Organism: Motacilla alba alba
Lineage: Eukaryota; Metazoa; Chordata; Aves; Passeriformes; Motacillidae
Gene: ADAMTS7
Product: ADAM metallopeptidase with thrombospondin type 1 motif 7
Exons: 24
Coding region: 31-5634 (1867 amino acids)
Biological process (GO): extracellular matrix organization; proteolysis
Cellular component (GO): extracellular matrix
Molecular function (GO): metalloendopeptidase activity
Source: RefSeq, a predicted model, not a curated record
GCCCCGGGGCGCCCCCAGCCCGCCGCAGCCAUGGCGGCCCCGGCCGCGCUGCGCCCGCUCCUGCCCCUCGUCCCCGUCGCCGCCGCGCUGGCGCUGGCCGCGGGCGGGGGCCCCGCGGGGACAGAGCCGCGCUCCGGCAGCGACAUCGUCCAUCCCAUCAAGGUCGACGAGAGCGGAGCCUUCCUGUCCUACGACUUGUCCCACCGGGCCCUCCACCGGAGGUCUCCUGCCUCCAGGAGCAAGCUUCCCGCCUUCUACGAGCUGCAGUACCGAGGGCAAGCCCUGAAAUUCAACCUGAGCCUCAACAGGCACCUCCUGGCUCCGGGCUUUGUCAGCGAGAGGCGUUUCGGGGGCAUCGCGGGCGCCAAGAUCCAGCCCCGCUCCUACAACCCGUGCCACAUGAUCGGGGAGGUGCGGGGCCGGGCGCGGCAGGCGGGGCUGGCUGCCCUCAGCACCUGCGAUGGCCUGAAAGGUGUGUUUCAGCUGAUGAACGAGGACUAUUUCAUCGAGCCCGUGUCCAGCAGCCCCCGGGAGGAGGGAGCAGCACAGCCCCACAGGAUCUACAAGCGCCAGCUGCCCAAGGCCAGGGCUGAGCAGGGCAGCAGAGCCCCGGCCCCGCGGGAGUCCUGCGGCGUGCCAGAGUCUGAGGAAAGCCUGGAGCGGUCUGAGAGGCGCAGGGAGAGGUGGGAGCAGAAGCAGCACAGGAGGAGAAGGAUCAAGCCGCGCUCCAUCAGCAGGGAGAAGUGGGUGGAGACGCUGGUGGUGGCAGACACCAAGAUGGUGGAGUUCCACGGCAGCGCCAACAUCGAGAAGUACGUGCUGACCGUCAUGAACAUGGUGGCGGGGCUGUUCCACCACGCCAGCAUCGGGAACCCCAUCAACAUCGCCAUAGUGCGGCUGAUCCUGCUGGAGCACGAGGAGGAGGACCUGAAGAUCUCCCACCACGCAGACAACACCUUGAAAAGCUUCUGCAAGUGGCAGAAGAGCAUCAACGUGAAGGGAGACUCCCACCCCCUGCACCACGACGUCGCCGUGCUGCUCACCAGGAAGGACAUCUGUGCUGCCAUGAACAGGCCCUGUGAGACCUUGGGGCUGUCCCACGUGGCCGGGAUGUGCCAGCCCCACCGGAGCUGCAACAUCAACGAGGACACGGGGCUGCCGCUCGCCUUCACCGUGGCCCACGAGCUGGGACACAGUUUUGGGAUUCAGCAUGAUGGAAGCAGCAAUGACUGUGAGCCAGUUGGGAAAAGACCUUUCAUCAUGUCUCCACAGCUCCUGUAUGACACGUCCCCACUCACCUGGUCCCGCUGCAGCCGCGAGUACAUCACACGCUUCCUCGACCGGGGCUGGGGGCUGUGCCUGGAUGACCGCCCAGCCCGGGAGCUGCUGGACUUUCCCCUGGUGCCCCCGGGCGUCCUGUACGACGUGGGCCACCAGUGCCGGCUGCAGUACGGCCCCUACUCCACCUUCUGCGACGACAUGGACAGUGUCUGCAGCACGCUGUGGUGCACGGUGGGGAACACGUGUCACUCCAAGCUGGAUGCAGCUGUGGACGGCACAGCCUGCGGGGAGAGCAAGUGGUGCUUCAACGGCGAGUGCGUUCCCGUGGGCUUCCGGCCCGAGCCCAUCGACGGCGGCUGGAGCUCCUGGAGCUCCUGGGCCUCCUGCUCCCGCAGCUGUGGAGCAGGAGUGCAGAGUGCUGAGAGGCACUGCAGCCACCCCACGCCCAAGUACGGGGGCCGGUACUGCCUGGGCGAGCGCAAGCGGUUCCGGAUCUGCAACGUGCGGCGCUGCCCCCCGGACAAGCCCUCCUUCCGCCAGGUCCAGUGCAGCCACUUCAACCCCAUGCCCUACAAAGGGAAGCUCUACAAGUGGACACCAGUGCCCAACAACAUUAACCCCUGCGAGCUGCACUGCCGGCCCGAGCACGAGUACUUUGCGGAGAAGCUGCGGGACGCGGUGGUGGACGGCACGCCCUGCUACGACAGCGACGCCAGCCGCGACGUCUGCAUCAACGGCAUCUGCAAGAACGUGGGCUGUGACUACGAGAUCGACUCGCACGCCGUGGAGGAUCGCUGCGGGGUCUGCCACGGGGACGGCUCCACCUGCCACACCGUCCACAAGACCUUCGAGGACAGCGAGGGGCUGGGUUACGUGGACAUUGGGAUUAUCCCCGUGGGAGCCCGGGAGAUCCGGAUUGAGGAGGUGGCAGAAGCCGGGAAUUUCCUGGCGCUGCGGAGCGAGGACCCGGAGAAGUAUUUCCUGAAUGGUGGCUGGACCAUCCAGUGGAACGGAGACUACAGGGUGGCAGGGACCACCUUCACCUACAAGAGGACAGGGAACUGGGAGAACCUCACCUCUCCGGGGCCCACCGUGGAGCCCGUGUGGAUCCAGCUGCUGUUCCAGGAGACCAACCCCGGGGUGAGGUACCAGUACACGAUCCAGCGCCCGGCCGACAGCGAGAACGAGAUCGAGCAGCCCGAGUUCCUGUGGCGCUUUGGCUCCUGGACCACCUGCACGGCCACCUGUGGGACAGGGGUGCAGCGGCAGGUGGUGCACUGCGUGGAGAGGCUGGCGGGCCUGGUGGAGGAGCGGUUCUGCGACGCGCUCACGCGCCCCGACGACCAGCAGCGCACCUGCAGCGAGGAGCCCUGCCCAGCCAGGUGGUGGGUGGGUGAGUGGCAGAAGUGCUCAGCCUCGUGUGGCCGGGCAGGGCUGAUGAAGAGGACGGUGCUGUGCAUCCAGAGCGUGGGGCUGGACGAGCAGAGGGCCCUGCAGCCAGCAGACUGCCAGCACCUGGCCAAGCCGGAUGCCACCGCGCCCUGCCACCCAGAGGUCCCCUGUCCCUCCCCGUGGGCUGUGGGCAACUGGUCCGAGUGCUCAGUGACCUGUGGGAACGGGACCCAGAGGCGCCCAGUGCACUGCAGCAACAGCAGCGGGGCCCCGUGCGACCCUGAGCAGAGACCCAGCCCCCAGAGGCCUUGCUCCCUGCCACAGUGCCACCAGAAAUGGGACACAGACUGGUCUGGCAGCGGCUCCUCCAGCAGGGAGCUGUUUAAUGAAAUCCAUUACAUCCCCAGCAGCCACGUUCCUAAAUUUAACCCCUUAAUCCCAAACGUCCCGGAGUCCAACGAUGUCAAUGUCAUCACCGAGGAAGACUUCUCAGCCAGGAAAGGAAACGUGUUUGUUGAUGAUUUUUACUACGAUUAUAACUUCAUCAACUUCCACGAGGAUCUGUCUUACUACCCCUUCACGGAGAAGGAGCCAAAGCCAGAGCUGAGCACCGAUGGCACGGAGGGGCCCUGGGAGCGGCCCACCGAGGCCCUGCUCACCAGCGAGCGGGGAGGAGAGAGCCAGGAGCAGCCAGGCGCCGAGGAGGAACACACUCCUGCCCCUGGGCACGGGCAGAGCAGAGACACAGAGCAGGAACACACUCCUGCCCCUGGGCACGGGCAGAGCAGGGACACAGAGCCCAGGCAUUUAGCCAUGAAUGACCUCCUGAGCACGGUCCCCGAGGAUGUGGGAUCAGCCACCCCCAGCUACACCACCCCUGGCCUUUUGGGUGAGGAGGAGGAGGAUACAGUGCCCGUGCCCCACUCUGAGCACCACCCGCCCCCCCAGAGCUCCGUGAACCCCGACUCUGCGAACCACGGCGGCCCGCCCUGGGAUGAGCCCCCCGGAGCUGCGCCCAGCAGCCUCGGGCAGGAUGUCCCUGCUCCCUGGGGUCCCCACCCCGCUGAUGAGGGCUGGGGCAGUGCCAGGGUGGAUGUGUCCCUUGGGCCAGCAGCCCGGGGUGGCAGCAGCGAGGGCCGUGAGGGUGCACAGGGGCGCGGCACGGCCGGGUCUGCGGGGAGAGGCCGCGGGGGCUCCAGGGAAAUGGCUCUGGAUGGUGCAGCCCCGCAGCCCCCCGAGCAGCACGGGUGGGCAGGAGUGCCACAGGGGCUGCGGGACACGCGGGCAGGAGGGCAAUCCCGUGGCAUGGAGAGGGCAGACCUUGCCUUGCCCACCCCUCAGGCCCCGGGCUGGGGGAUGGCAGGGAGAGCUGGCAGCCCUGCCAUGAGUACCCCUCCUGCGGGUGCUGAUGGGGCUCCUGUGGGACACGGAGGGCACCAGCCAGAGCUGCACAGCCCCACAGCCGCCGGCUCAACGCCCUCGGUGGCCACAACAGCGUCCUUGUCCCCUGCCAUGCCCGGGCCGGCCACCCAGCUCACCUCCAGCGGCCUCAGCCAGCAGGAUGCCCCGGGCCCAGCCGUGCCCACAGCCCCAGCUCAUGGCCCACCUGCCCACACAGCAGGGUCCCCCCUGGAAUGGGGAACAGCGGGGGUGUCCCAGCACCCGGAUCUGGCAUCUCCCCACGCUGAGCUGACCUCCCAUGGGAGCCCUGCACCGAGGGACCCCUCACCGUGGGCACCGCCAGGGACAUCAACGAGGGAGCCCUCACCGUGGGCACCCCCAGGGACAUCAACGAGGGACCCCUCACCAUGGGCACCUCCGGGGACAUCAAUGAGGGACCCCUCACCGUGGGCACCGCCAGGGACAUCAACGAGGGACCCCUCACCAUGGGCACCUCCGGGGACAUCAACGAGGGACCCCUCACCGUGGGCACCCCCAGGGACAUCAACGAGAGACCCCUCACCGUGGGCACCCCCGGCGACAUCAACGAGGGACCCCUCACCGUGGGCACCCCCAGGAACACCUGCCUCCAGUGACGGGGGGCAGGAGUUGUCCCAGCCCACCCCUUUGGCCCCCCAGCUGUGGGAGAAGAGGCUGGAGGAAGAGGAGGCUCUGCUUCCACCAUCACCCACGGCAGCAGCCACUGCCAAGCCCAGCUGGGAGGUCGGGAACUGGAGUGAGUGCUCGGCCACGUGCGGCCUGGGCGCGGUCUGGAGGCCGGUGCGCUGCAGCAGUGGCGCUGACGGUGGCUGUCCCGCGGCCGACAGGCCCGUCCCCGCCCGGAGGUGCUCCCUGAGACCCUGCUCGGCCUGGCGUGUGGGCAACUGGAGCAAGUGCUCCAGGAGCUGCGGCGGGGGCACGAAGGUGCGGGACGUUCACUGCAUUGACACCAGGGACCAGCGGCUGCUGCGGCCCUUCCACUGCCAGGCCAGGCUGGCACAGCCCCUGGCACAGCUGCCCUGCCACAGCGCGCCGUGCCUGGACUGGUACACGUCCUCCUGGAGAGAGUGCUCGGAGCCCUGUGGUGGCGGGGAGCAGGCCCGCCUGGUGACGUGCCCGGAGCCGGGGCGCUGCGAGGAGAGCCUGAGACCCAACAGCACCCGGCCCUGCAACAGCCAGCCCUGCACCACCUGGGUGGUGGGCUCCUGGGGACAGUGCUCGGCUCCCUGCGGAGGGGGCAUCCAGCGGCGCCAGGUGAAGUGCAUGGACACCAGGACCGGGGUGGCCGAGGAGGACAGCAGCCUGUGUGACCACGAGCCGUGGCCGGAGAGCACCCAGAAGUGCAACCCCCAGGAGUGCGACAGCUCCGAGCCAGGUGUGCCCUGCGAGCGCGACCGGCUGAGCUUCGCCUUCUGCCAGACGCUGCGGCUGCUGGGCCGGUGCCAGCUGCGCACCGUGCGCGCCCAGUGCUGCCGCAGCUGCGGCCACCAGCGCGGCCACCAGCGCCUGGCCCGCAGGUGACAGCGCUGGGCCCGGGCUGCCGGCACCCGCGGCGGCUCCGCGUGGCCGGGACCGGUGGCUCUGCGACUCUGUGCCGCUGUCUCACGGUGCUCAGACCGCGGCUGGGCGCCGCUGCUCCCCACCUCGCUCCAGGGGGAUGCUGCCGGGGUCAGCCUGCCCCGGCACACCGGCGGGGAGGCGGGGGGAAAGGGGGACCGAAAGCAGCAAUAAUUUGGGGAAGACCUCUCAGAAACGCUUAUGGUGCUAUCGUUUGACAUUUGCAGCCUCUCGAAGGUGUUGGCUGGCCAGCACAAACCUUGAUUUUUAUUAUUAUUUUAUAUCUCCGAGGUGAGCGUCCAGCAUUCCACCGGCUCUGCCGACCCUUUGGGGUAGGGAUUUUAUAUUUUUUUUUUUCCUUUAAGGGACUUGAAGCUGGCAACCCACUCCUGUAAUUUUCAUUAAAAUGUUUACGCACUGAAGCUAGAUAGAUUUAAUUUGAGAAGUGGAGGCAGGGCAGAGGAAUAAAGUUGCAGUUUCAGCUGGGGCUGUGCAGGGCUCUGUCUCCCCAUUGCUGGCUUCCUCUGCCCAAGCCAUUGCUGUGUCCCUCUGGAGCAGAGGGGCCAGGGACACCGAGCUUUGGAGUCCACCAGGGCAUUCCCUUGCAUGCAUUUGGGCAGGAGAGGGAAGCUGCCCUGGCUUCACCCUCCCUCGUGGGCAGCCAGGUGCUCAGUCCCUGGAAUUCUGUAUGUGUAGCAGUGUAAUGCUUGGUUAAGGUGUUUUUCUGUGGCCUCACAGGCUGAACCCUUUUUUUUUCCCCUGCUUAUCUAGAUUCUCCUCUGUUAAGGUUAGCUGAUUUUUAACUAGAAUAUCCAAUUUACUCUGAGGCACAGCCUCUACUGCCUGCUCCCAGAGCAGUGUGGGAACAAAUCCCUCGCUGUCUCGGGGAGGGAUUCCUGCCAGGUUGGUCUCUGGAGGAGGGCAGGAGCGUUUAGGUAGGAAUUCCUUUCCCUAGUACUAUUUUAGGCUGUGGAGGGUGCCCAAAAACUGGGGGACCUUGAAGGGCAAUCCUCCCUGCCUGGGCAGAGCCAGGCUGGAGCUCCAGGUGCAGCUCCCUGGGCUGGCGGGGGCAGCAGCACUCGGCCCAAACAGGGAAAUUCCUGCGAGUGAUUUGUAUGUAAAACACAAGCCAUGACCUCACCAUUUGUGCUUUAUUCCGUUCCAAGGUGGUGUAAAGUUUUUAUGGUCCAAGAACCUGUGUCCAGUCCUGGUUUCCUCGUCCGCAGCACCAUCUGUCCCACACCCUGUCACCCUCCCAGGGUUGCAAAGGGAUGACCCUUGUGGCCACAGCUCACAAAGUGUGUUAAAUUAAACACUUACUGAAGGAAGCAGGUGCGGUUCACAUUUUCUCCUCCCCGUGGGGAAUUCCGAAGGUUUUCAGCUAAUUGGAGAUGGUUCAGGCACUGGCAGCAGGAAGGAACCAUCAGUUUGCAUCUGAAAACCACUCACAGCUGCCCUUUGCAACUGGGAUUUGUUGAUUAAAACCUGAGCCGGGCUGAUGGGGUAGAUCAGUUCUGCAAAUCAAUUUGUUUGUGGCACAGGACCUGGUGAGCCCCUUCUGCAGCGCCUCUCCACGCGCAGGGGCCCAGCUGUGGCUGGCUGAGGGCACGGGAUAAUCCCUCCUGGGGGACACCAGGCCAUUUUUACUCAUGUAACAAGCCAGGCCUCCCACCAGCACAGAAACUGCAUUAUCGGUGACAAUAAAACACAUCUGGCUUAAAUAUCUGCAGUAUUUUCUUUCAGUGAGGCACCUCCAGCGAGUGUCUCUGGAAGG